This is a messenger RNA of Ooceraea biroi (clonal raider ant), 2362 nucleotides long. It is a transcript of the gene cert, whose product is annotated as ceramide transfer protein. Gene Ontology annotation, biological process: ER to Golgi ceramide transport. Lineage: Eukaryota; Metazoa; Arthropoda; Insecta; Hymenoptera; Formicidae. Gene Ontology annotation, molecular function: lipid binding. The record is from RefSeq and is a predicted model, not a curated record.
AUGAUACAUAUACUGUAUACAUUUGUAUUUUGUCACUUCCUCUUGACUGAUGUCCCGUCGUUUACGUGAUAAGAGGCAACUUGCACGCAGGUUAUGUACGGCAAUUGUCAGCAAUGAUGUUUUGAGACGGUUUUCCUCGCCGUGAUAAUCGCUGUGGUCGUUCGAGAGUUUCGCCCGUGCCCUCGUAAGAAAAGCGAAGUUGUUGCUUGACGUGAUCGCGCAGUGAUUUAACCCCAAUCCCUUUCUGGCAAUGUCAAGAAGCGUAUGCCAGAGAAACACGAAUUGUGCGACGUUCUGUAAUAAUUGAGAUUGAUAAGAAUGGCUGACGAAGUGGCAGAGACACUACGCGGUCUCGGUAACGAGGAGGGCGAGUGCAUUGUAGACGCCGAGAUCGACGGCGAUGACGAGGACUCGGACGGGAUCAUAGUUCCGGAACUUCAGGGUACACUAUCCAAAUGGACAAAUUACAUACAUGGCUGGCAAACUAGAUUUAUUGUACUCAAAGAUGGUACUUUAUCUUAUUACAAAUCUGAGCAGGACAGCGGAUUUGGAUGUCGUGGCUCGAUUAGCCUGUACAAAGCAAAUAUCAAGGCACAUCAAUUUGACGAAUGUAGAUUUGAUGUGUCUGUAAACGAUUGCCUAGUCUGGUAUCUAAGAGCAAGCAAUCCAGAGGAGAAGCAGCGGUGGGUAGACGUUUUAAAGUCUUACAAGUCCGAGUCUGGUUACGGGAGCGAAAACAGCCUCAAACGACAUGGCAGUGCCAUUUCGCUUGUAUCGAAUACACAAUCGACAACGAGCGCUGGUAGUUUUACUAAGCGCGGUGUUAGAGGAUUAAAAGAAAAAUUGGCUGAGAUUGAGACCUUCAGAGACAUACUGAUCAAACAGAUCGACACCCUACAGAAAUAUUUCGAUAACUGUGCAGAAAAUGCUAAGAAUACUUCCAAAAAAGAGAAGAAAGCUGAGACGAUGUUUAACCCAGCCGAACAAUCAGUGGAUUUUAAAGGAGAAGCGAUAACGUUCAAAGCCACCAGUGAGGGGGUAUUGGCGACCUUACAACAUUGCGUCGAAUUGAUGAUACAACGAGAAGAUGCAUGGCGCCGUAGAUGGGAGAAGGAGGUUGAAAAGAAACGGAAACUGCAGGAACUUUAUAAAGCUCUGAAAGAUCAAGUUGCCAUGCAUCACAACGGCUCCCCGAGACCCAGGGUUGUCAUCCAUGGAGGUCCUGACUAUGAGGAAGGUCCGCACAGUGCUCUUUGCGACGAGGAAUUUUACGAUGCUGUUGAAACCGGUUUGGACAAAAUCGAGGAAGAAAAUCAAUUAAGAGACCGUUUGAAACAAAAAUCUGUUUCGAUUUUGACUUCCCCUACCACCACCACAGCUUCUACACAUAGGCUUUGGCCUGAGAUAGAGAAGAUUACAAUGGAACAAUUACAUUACGCUCGACUGGGCGUAGGCGGAGCAGGUAGUUGGCAAUUAUUUGCCGAGGACGGUGAUAUGCGAAUGUACCGACGAGAAGAGGAAGCCGACGGACUAGUCGUGGAUCCUCUGAAAGCCUGUCACGUCGUAAAAGGCGUGACUGGUCAUGAGGUUUGCGAGAUAUUCUUCAGCCCCGAAUACAGGAGUGGUUGGGAAGCUACUCUAGAGGACAUGACGGUCGUUGAGAAUAUCUCGAAGGACACGCUGUUAUUCCUACAAACGCACAAACGCAUCUGGCCGGCGAGUCAACGAGAUGCACUAUUCUGGUCGCACAUGCGCCGCGUUUCGGACGAUCAAGAUCACGAUGCUCAGGAUCUGUGGAUAGUUUGUAACCACAGCACCGAACAUCCCGAUUAUCCGGCAAACACGGGUAAGUGCGUGAGAGUUUACUUGACGGUUUGUCUCGUAUGCCAAACGUUUAUCGAUCCUCCAAAGGACGAGGAGGAAAUCAAAAGGGAGAAUAUUACAUGUAAAAUUACAUACUGUUCAGUUGUAAAUCCGGGUGGGUGGGCCCCGGCGGCCGUUUUGCGGGCCGUUUACAAGAGGGAGUAUCCAAAGUUCCUCAAGCGUUUCACUAAUUUUUGUAUCGAUCAAUGCAAAACUAAGCCGAUCACAUUCUGAACGCGAUUAAUAAAAAAGAAACUUGAAUGUUUUCCAUCCAAUUUUCCUUACUCAUUAUCUUGAAGUGUCUUUAUUAAGAUUAUUAUUGUAAAGAUAACAAUUUGUAUUGUUACAUACUCUGUAAGAAUUGUAAAACGACGUAAACGAGACACUGUGUUUUCUAUAUUACCUUUUCUUUUUUAUCUGCUUAAGAUCGUUGCAUCGCGCAAUUGUAUCGUCGCAAAUCGAGCGGACGAGUGGUUGUAUUAAAAGCUAUUUGCAGUAC